AUGUCAGUGAUUUCUUUAAGAGGAUAUGAUGUUAGCUUUCCUUACCCGAUUCCAUACGACAUCCAAAAGAGUUACAUGAAUAAAGUUCUCACUUGCUUAGAUGAGAAAACUCAUGCAGUUUUAGAAUCUCCGACUGGUACGGGCAAAACACUGUGCCUAUUCGCACCUGUCACAGCUUGGGCAAAAAGAAAAAAAAAAAAUGCUGUCGUACAUGUUACUCAAGAUUCUAAUAAAGAACUCAAUAGUCCUCAUUUUGAAAGUACUGAACAUCAGGGACCCUGGGGAGUCAAAUCCAAAUCAAAAGUUUGGUAUACAGCAAGAACUCAUUCUCAAAUUGCUCAAACAGUUAGCGAAGUUAGAAAAUGUGACAUAGAAGGUCUUCAUGUAAGGGUAAUGGGAGCUAGGGAUCAAUUAUGCAUAAAUGAACUUGUUUUAGAAGAAAAAGAUUCUUACAUAAAGACUGUUAAAUGUAAAGAAUUAGUCAAAUCUAAAAAAUGUAAAUAUUAUACAAAGUUAUCAUAUGAAAAAGAUUUUAAAAGAUUUUAUCAAUCGGGAGAGGUUUUAGACAUAGAAGAUUUAGUAUCGAUAGGAAAAUCAUGUGGAAUUUGUCCUUAUUUUUUGGCUAAAAGAGCCAGUGAAACUGCAGAUAUUCUUUUACUUCCAUAUAAUUAUAUCAUCGAUAGAGAAUCUAGAGAAUCAAAUGGUUUGCAAUUACAAAAUGAUGUUAUUAUUUUUGAUGAAGGUCACAAUGUGCCUUCCACUUGCGAAGAAAGUUAUGAGUUUAGCUUUACAUCUCUCGAUGUUGCCAUCGGAAUCAAAAAUAUUCAAGAUGUUAUGCUUAGCCUAAGUAAACUCACUGAGGAUUUAAUAGAAGAUGAAGAAAUCGAUGUAUCCAAACAUGUAUCAAAUUCUAUGAUGAUGGUUGAAAUGCUACAAAAAUUAGAAUCGGCACUUAGUGAAAUGAAUGCUUCCAAUGAACUUUUACCUGUCUCUGAACUUUAUAAUUUUUUAAGUAGUGCUGUGCUUAUCGAUGGCAUUUCUUCAUUUAAAAGUGAUUCGGAAAAACUUUCACUGACAGGAAGCACAUUGGAAACAUUUAAUUUGUUGGAAAAAAUGAUGAGUGUUAUGUAUGGAUCAACAGUUAGAAGUUUUGAUAAAUCAAUUGUGGAUAGAUCGUUUAAAUGUGUGAUAACAACAGAUCCUGAACGACAUUUUGCAAAAAAAUUUUCUUUGUAUUGUUUUAAUCCAUCUUUCGGGAUAAAGAGUUUAUUAGCGCUUGGUUCUCAAUCUAUUAUCAUUACUAGUGGAACUUUAUCACCUCUUAGAACAUUUAUUUAUGAAUUGGGUCUUCCCAAACCUGUUACAUUGGAAAAUAAACACAUAGCAAAAAAAUGUCAGGUUCCUUUUGUCAUACUCGGAACAGGAGUUAACAAUGUCAAAAUGGAUGGAGCCUAUAAAAAUAGGAACGAUCCCAAGUACGUUUCGUCGUUAGGAAUGUCUUUGACUAAUCUUAUCGCGUCCAUACCUGAUGGUAUAUUAUUAUUAUUUUCUUCUUACACGAUGAUGCAAAGUUUAAAAGAAUCGUGGGAAAAAGAUUUAGGAAUUUGGACCCGAUUAAAUUCUUUAAAGAGAGUUUUUGUCGAGCCACGUAACAAAAACGAAUUUAUCAAUUGUAUGGAAAAUUAUCGUAGAGCAAUAGAUUCUGGUAACGGUGCCAUUUUAAUGGGUGUCCUUCGCGGAAAGAUUUCCGAAGGUAUGGAUUUUAAGGAUCAAUAUUGCCGAGGUGUAUUCAUAAUUGGAGUUCCCUUUCCUCCCAUACAAGAUUUAAGAGUUAUUGGAAAGCAAAAAUAUUCGGAAUCCCUCAUGAUUUACAAUGAGAAAACCAAAACGGAAGAAAAAUUGUACAAUCAACCCUAUCUAUCCAUAGAAGCAAUGAAAGCAACCAAUCAAGCCAUCGGACGAGUUAUUAGACACGGAAAAGAUUACGGAGUCAUUAUUCUUGUAGAUUAUCGAUUUGCAUGGCCGAGAUUAUUUUACAACAUAUCAUCUUGGUUGAGAGAUGAUUUUCCGACGGAGAGUAAUUUUCCAACUGCAAAAAAAUUAAUCAGUGAUUUUUUUAAAAACGUACACUCGGGUGCGCUUAAUGUCGUCUGGUCUGUCGGAAAAGUCGGAAAAUUGGGAGUGGAAGAAAUUCACUGUCAACCGUUAGAUGGAAAUGGUUGUCCCAUAGCAAAGAAAUUUUCAUACGAAGAAUACGAUCAUAAAAAACAACCCCCGAAAAGAACGGGACCAAGAAUGGAUUUAUCGGGAAUCGAAGGGAAAUCCCGGUCGGAAUCGUCGGGAACUCAAAUUAUAAACAAAGAACGGAAAUCAAGAGGUCACACUAAUAUAAAAUACGAGGACGAUGAUUUGACUCCAGAAAAUUUAUUAUUUAAAUAUAAAUCGAAUAAAAAAUAUAAUGAUGAUGGGAAUUCGGUGGGGAGGAAAACAGGAGCUACGACAUCCCUAUCCGAUGCCAUAGAAUUGGCUAGAAAAAAUUUAGAUAAUUAUUCAUCUCGGGAAAAUUUAAAUGAAGUAGUAGUACAAGAAAAUAACAAAAGAAAAUUGAGUGAUGACGAAGAGGAAAAUUACAAAAAAAAUUGUUGCCCUAAACUUUCUCCCUCUUUAUUUUCAUCCCCGGAAUCAUCUGAGGGAAGCCAACCAAAAAAAUAUUCACAUAUAAAGGUUAAACCCCUGUUACCUGCUGCGAAAAACGACGGUGACGUCAUAGUGGAAAAUAAAUACGAAAAAGAAUUGAAAGAAAAAUUAAUCAAUUAUUAUUCUUCGGUUAAAAUUUUCCUGUCGGUAAAUGAAAAUUUUAAAUUUAAACUCGCUUCGUCGAAUUACAUGAGAGGAGAAACAUCUUUGACGGAUAUGAUUUCAACGAUGGAUGAAGUUUUUUUAAAAGCGGGAAAUAAAAAUUUAUACGCAGGAUUUCGAAUUUGUAUCAAAGCUAAAGAUAAAAUUGAAUGGUCAGCUGCUUGUAAGAAAAGAGGAAUUAAAAAUUUUUAA
Pediculus humanus corporis (human body louse) is the source of this 3051-nucleotide messenger RNA. RefSeq names its product regulator of telomere elongation helicase 1 rtel1, putative. Gene Ontology annotation, molecular function: DNA helicase activity; DNA binding; ATP binding. Gene Ontology annotation, biological process: negative regulation of DNA recombination; telomeric loop disassembly; regulation of double-strand break repair via homologous recombination. The transcript is spliced from 17 exons. Gene Ontology annotation, cellular component: nucleus. Lineage: Eukaryota; Metazoa; Arthropoda; Insecta; Psocodea; Pediculidae. The record is from RefSeq and is a predicted model, not a curated record. The coding region runs from base 1 to 3051 and encodes 1016 amino acids.